GGCCGGGAGCUCAGUGGGCAGCACGCCGCGACAUGCGCAGCCUGUGGCUGGCGACCCUGCUCUGCUGGGCCCCCGUCGCGAGUGCCGAGACGUCCUGGACCAAUCACUUUGCCGUGAGAAUCCGCGGUGGGGAGGAGGUGGCGCGGAGCGUAGCUGACAAAUAUGGUUUUAGCUUCAUCACAAGACUAUUUCCAGAGGAUGAUUUUUAUCAUUUCCAACAUCCUGAAGUUCCAGCUCGCGAGAAAAAGAAGGCGGAUGUGCAUUUGGAGCGAAUAGUUAAUGAUCAUAGGGCCUUUUGGGUGGAGCAGCAGUCACUACGCCGCAGACACAAGCGCAGUGACUCUGGCUGCGCGGCCGUGCGUCCCUCGGACCGGCCGUGCCAGCACGCUGCGUCUGAAGACGACGUGACGUUCAACGACCCCUGCUUCCCCCAGCAGUGGUACCUGAGGAGCUGCUGGCUGAACGUGGUGUCGGCGUGGAGGCUGGGCUGGACUGGCCGCGGGGUCACCUUGUCCGUGCUGGACGACGGGCUCAUGCACAGCAACGCAGACAUCUCCCCCAACUACGACGCCGCGGUGAGCUGCAGCCUGGCGGACCUGGAUGAGGCUGACCCCGACCCCACCCCCGACACCACCUCCCCGGACAACGGCCACGGCACCUACUGCGCGGCCAUCAUGGCCGCCGCCGCCGACAACCACUACUGUGGCGUGGGCGUGGCCUACCAGGCCCGCGUCGGAGGCGUGCGUCUGCUGGAGCGGCCGGUCACGGACCUGCAGGAGGCGACCGCGCUGGUGCACGGACUGCUAGAGGUGGACGUCUACAGCGCCUCCUGGGGGCCCCGGGACGACGGCGGCCAGGUGGACGGCCCGGGCGAGCUGGCGCGCGCCGCCCUGCGCACCGGAGUCUCCCGGGGAAGGAACGGGAAAGGCGCGAUAUACGUGUGGGCUGUGGGGAACGGCGGGCUGAGACACGACAACUGCAACUUGGACGGAUACGCCUCGAGCAUCUUCACCGUGUCCAUCAACGCCCUCACGCAGACCGGCCACGGCUGCUUCUACGACGAGCCCUGCUCCUCCACGCUGGCCAGCACCUACGUGGGCGGGCAUCGCCUCCAGCCCAGCGGAGAGCAGCCACCGGGAAGCUCUUAUGUGGUGCAGAACACGGCGCCAGGCGCGCGCAAGGUGUCGCAGGUGCGUUGCUAUCGGCAGGUGGUCCCAGAGCUGGACGGCCGGUGCCGUGACUCCUUCCAGGGGACAUCAGCUGCAGCCCCGCUGGCCGCCGGGAUGAUAGCCCUCAUGCUGCAGGCAAACCCGCGGCUGUCGUGGCGGGACGUGCAGCACAUCGUGGCGCGCACGGCCAGGAGCGCGGGCGACGAGGCGGGCUGGCGCGUCAACGCGGCCGGCCUGCGCUACCACCCGCUGCAGGGCUUCGGUGCGCUCGACGCUCUCCGCCUGGUGGAGGCGGCCGCCGGCUGGCACGGCGUGACCCCGGGCCCCCGCGCCGACACCGUCGCAGCCGCCCUGCCCCUGAGCGUCGUGGCCCAGGACAGCCGAGCCGUGGACGUCUUCAUGGAUGCAUCGCCUGGCCUCGGCACAGAACAUGCCGUGGCCUGCGUGACGCUGCAGCACCGCCACCGAGGGCAGCUGGAACUGUUCCUCGUCUCCCCGGCCGGGACGGUCUCUCAGCUGCUGACGCAGAGGAAGUUCGACAACUCGACGUCGGGGUUCGCUGCCUGGAACUUCACGUCCGUCCACUUCUGGGGCGAGGCGCCACGCGGCAUGUGGCAGCUCAUCCUCACCAACCACUCGAAACAAACUGCCGUCCUCAAGUACUUCCAGCUCACGCUCUACGUUUACAAAGUGAACGAUACGUGAUGCCAUGUGGUUGAAGUUGUUCGUGGGCUGUAUUAAAAACAAAAAAUUAUUAACAUUCAAAA
Bacillus rossius redtenbacheri is the source of this 1936-nucleotide messenger RNA. RefSeq names its product furin-like protease 1. The coding region runs from base 33 to 1874 and encodes 613 amino acids. Lineage: Eukaryota; Metazoa; Arthropoda; Insecta; Phasmatodea; Bacillidae. Gene Ontology annotation, molecular function: serine-type endopeptidase activity. The transcript has 12 exons. Gene Ontology annotation, biological process: peptide hormone processing. The record is from RefSeq and is a predicted model, not a curated record. Gene Ontology annotation, cellular component: membrane; neuron projection.